Mercurialis annua (annual mercury) is the source of this 1504-nucleotide messenger RNA. Its product is annotated as SKP1-interacting partner 15. Bases 185 to 1330 code for a protein of 381 amino acids. The record is from RefSeq and is a predicted model, not a curated record. The transcript has a single exon. Gene Ontology annotation, molecular function: protein binding. NCBI's taxonomy places the organism in Eukaryota, Viridiplantae, Streptophyta, Magnoliopsida, Malpighiales, Euphorbiaceae.
GAUAAUAAUAGACGGACCUUACCAUGGGCUUUCCAUUUCAGUAAUAUACAAACUGCUAUCGGCUAACAGCUGUACAGGUAACACCCAAACAAACUACGGCUCUUUCUUCUUCUUCUUCUCCGCCGUCGCCUUAUUUUUUGUUUUGACGUGAUUUGCUACAUCGGCGGCCCACCGAUAACCGGAAAUGGAAGCAUCACCAAUCUACAAAUUACCACAAGACACACUCCAUCAGAUCUUCUCAUCACUCCCACUCCGUCAGAUUAUGAUCUGCAAAUCCGUUUGCAAAUUCUUCAAUCGUAUGUUAGCUUCUCCUUCUUUUAUUCACCUUAUCUCCCUUACGCCUCCUCUCCGUUUUCUCGCUCUCCGUCCGCCGCCACAUCACCACCACCGACACCUUUCGUCCCAAACAUCGCUCCACGUGUACGAUCCUGAUCAGAAUCAAUGGCUUAGAUUUAAUCUGAGCUUUUUACCCUUCAGGUCUGCUCCACAUCCUGUUGCUUCAGCUACUGGACUUGUUUAUUUCUGGUGUGACAACCACCGCGACUCGGUUAACUCGUCUGAGGGCAAGUCACUCGUCGUCUGUAACCCGUUGACCAGCCAAUUCAAAGUGUUGCCACAGCUCGGUUCUGCCUGGUCAAAGCACGGAGCUGUUCUGGUUGACUCGGCAAACCGAGUCAUGGUAUUGACUGAACUCGCUUUUUUAUUUCUAUCUGAUAGGAAUCCUAAGUCAUGGCUAAGUUUCUCUGCCAAUUUGCCGUCAAAACCUAGAAGUCCGGUUUUAGUUUCAGAUUCGGUUUUUGCUUUAUGCGACGUCGGAUCGCCAUGGAGAUCGCAGUGGAAGCUAUUCAGAUGCCAACUUUCGAGUCUUAAUAACAAUAAUAAUCAUAAUCACAACCACUGGAUGUGCUUGGAGAAGCAUGAAUGGGCUGAUUUGUUUGACAUUAUUAAACGGCCGCGUUUAGUGCGUGGCCAUGGGAAUAGGUUGUUAAUGAUUGGAGGAUUGAAGUCGACGUUUUCUCUGAAUCCUUCCUGUUCUACGAUUUUGAUACUGAGGUUGGAUUUGGACAGGUUAGAAUGGGAAGAGGCGGGUAGAAUGCCUGUGGAAAUGUAUAGGUGUUUUCAGGAGUCUACUAAAUUGAAGGUAUUUGGUGGCGGUGAUAGAGUAUGCUUUUCAGCGAAGAGAUUGGGGAAGUUAGCGCUUUGGAUUGAUUGUGGAGACGAAGAUGAAGACUGUUGGAGGUGGAUUGAGGGAGCACCUGGUGGCGGUGGUAGCGGUGAUGGGCUUUGGAGAGGGUUUGUUUUCGAGGCUAGACUCACUGCAUUGCCUUGAAUUGGUAUGUUUAGUAACUUUAGUUCUUUUAUUUGAGUCUGUCAGGAUGUAUUUGCAUUUUACUUGUAAAAGAAUUCAGUGUUUGAAUUUGAGGAAAUGAUUGUGUUAUUAUCUUUUGCAACGUUUUGUUCUUGGGUUAUCAAUGAUAUGAUAAGCAAAAUGUUGGCAAUUGCA